AUGGACAGUAGUACCUCCUGGGCGGGGAAGAAUGCGGCUCUUCCCAGCGUGGGCACAAUUUUGCUCGCUGCUCUUGGCCUGGGUUUCGCCUACUGUGUCGUCGAAAUCUUGUACAACUUAUACCUCCACCCCCUGCGGCACUUUCCAGGACCCAAGCUUAAUGCUAUCAGCAAGAUACCGUAUACGAAGAGUCAGCUCUCGGGCGACUACCCUCGUCAUCUCCAGGAGAUGACCAUGAAAUAUGGCUACUUUAUCCGUGUCGCGCCUGAUAUCCUUUCGAUCUUGCACCCCGACACAGUCCCAACAAUCCAUGGCCAUCGCAAGGGGGGCAAGGACGAGAAUCCGAGAGACGUCCUCGCCUUGGGCGGGAAUGAAAAGACUAUCCUCGCCGUUGGUCGCGAAGAGCAUGGGCGGUUGCGGCGCAUCUUGGCCUCGGGCUUCUCGAACCAGGCCAUGAUAGAGCAGGAGCCAAUGUUCCGCGAAUACGCCGACAAGUUGAUCAAAGGUAUGCAAAGCUAUAGCAAGCGUGCGCCGGGACCACUAGAUGUGACGAGCUGGUACAACUGGGCCACUUUUGAUGUAAUUGGCGACCUUUCGUUUGGCGAGUCAUUUGGGUGUCUCGAUGGACAGUCGUACCACCCCUGGGUCGCCAACAUCUUCAAAGGUGUCAAAGAGAAUCUUUUUGCAAAUGAGAUGCUACGCUACGGCCGCCGCGUAGGUCCCUUCUUGGCAAAACUCGUCCUCCCCCGCGACCUCGCCGGCAAAAACGCAUACCACAAGGCCCUGAGCAGGGAGAAGGUGGCUAGGCGCCUAGCAGCGACUGUGGAGAGGCCCGACUAUGUCAGCAGGAUGCUUGUGGGCCGGAAGGGCAAGGAUGAUGGCCUAAGUGUCGAGGGCAUCGAAGAACACGCCGCCCUCCUGAUCCUUGCAGGCUCCGAGACGACAGCCACCACGAUGUCCGCUGCGACAUACUUCUUGACCACCCAUCCUAACGUUCUGGCUCGUGCCGUGGCCGAGGUCCGUCAGUCCUAUGUCGACGACAAAGAGAUCAGCCUUACUCAGGAUGUGCAAACCCCCUUCGUGGAAGCAGUCCUCAAUGAGACCCUUCGCCUGUUCCCGGCCGCACCCGUUCCAGUCCCACGUGUCAUAAACAAGGAUGGCGAGAUCAUCGACGGGCGUUACAUUCCCCCCGGUACACUUGCCGAGAAUCCCCUCUGGGCCAUUCAUCGCCACCCGAACUUAUUCCACCGCCCCAAUGAGUUCAUUCCCGAGCGAUGGCUAGGUGAUGAAAGGUUUAAGAACGAUCGGCUCGAUGCAGUUAUGCCAUUUGGAAACGGCCCGCGCGUCUGUAUCGGCAAGAACCUCGCAAAUUCUGAAAUGCGCAUGCUGAUGUGCAAGGUACUGUGGAAUUUCGACCUGGCCUUGGCCGAGGACUCGAGAAACUGGAUCGACCAGUGUAAGGCCUUCAGCAUCUGGGAGAAACCACCUCUACACGUGUAUGUGAAGUCUAGGCAAAACUAG
This is a messenger RNA of Diaporthe batatas, 1521 nucleotides long. RefSeq lists its product as uncharacterized. Gene Ontology annotation, molecular function: oxidoreductase activity, acting on paired donors, with incorporation or reduction of molecular oxygen; iron ion binding; heme binding. The record is from RefSeq and is a predicted model, not a curated record. Bases 1 to 1521 code for a protein of 506 amino acids. NCBI's taxonomy places the organism in Eukaryota, Fungi, Ascomycota, Sordariomycetes, Diaporthales, Diaporthaceae. The transcript is spliced from 5 exons.